ACAAAAGCGGCAGGCACGCGGCCAAAGCUGCCCCGCCGGCGCCCGCCGGAGCCAACGCCAGCGGACGACGGCCGCGCCAGCAGGCCGACUCGACUCCGGGAACCGACGGCCCGCGGGGCUGCCCGCCGGAAGCAGCACCAGGACAAACAAGCAGCCCAAAAAGACUUGGCUGCCCGCCGGACCAUGGAGACCGCAUCAAGACGCCACGCGAACCCGUUUCAAGCUACAAGAGAACUAAGACGAAGUGUAGCUGUCACCCGCUACGACGAGCCCGUCACUUCGCAUUCCUUCCCGGGCAACAAGGCGAGGAGGCCGCGGCCGACGAACGGUGCCCUGUCGCCCCAGAUCGAGACCGCUGUUGCGCAGGCCGGCGAGCAGCGCGCGAGACGAGUCAGGAACGACCUCGAGAAGGACGUCCGCAAGGCAAGGGAAGACUUAAGGGUGGUCACGCACUACGAAACAAGGCGAUCAAGGUCCUAUGACGAGGGCGAGGACGUGCAAUCAUUGAAACAGAUCAUCAAGGACCAACAGCGACGGAUCAGCGAAUUAGAAGCUGAAAAUGAAAGAUUAAAAAUGGAAAAAGUUCUGGGAACGGGCCGAGAGCGUCCGGUCCGCAUCCAGUCGGCGGCCGACGCGCCGCGCGACCCCAUGCCCCGCGAUCGCUACGCCGAGUCGCAGACGCCGACGCGGGCGCACCACGAGCAGCGGCGGGACGUCGCGCUGCAGCGCGCGACCCGUAGACAGCGCAAGCCCGAGCCGCGGUACGUCGAGCCGCCGCCGGGCACGCCGCCGCCGCCCGACGGCGAGCCGCCGCCGACGCCUCGGGGGGAAGUGCGGAUCCCCCAGGAGGCGUCGCAACGAUCAUCUAGGAUGAGACGAGCUAGAGAUGAACAAAGAAUGCGUGAGGACUUGGCUAGGACGGUGUCCGUGACCCGAGACGACGAACCGCUCACGUUGUACGUGGCCCACGACAACGUGCCCCUCGGCGAGGCCAUGCGCGGGAAGAAAUCAGACGUCUUGGUCGAGACGAAGCAUUCAUCUGGAAAGCUCUGCUUCGUCUACGGGCGGGUCGGGUAUUCCGGUCCUGCCGGCGAGGCGCCGGACGCUUCCGGUGCUUUGCAGUUGGGUUCUCGAGGCUGCUGGGUGUUAUCCUUAGAAUCGUGCCACGCGCGCUGCGUCGAUCCGGCCACGAAACGGCGAUUAGCGACCUUCGAGUGCUUGUCUCUGAUCGAAGGCGAGGCCAUCCCCUUUUCGUCUGUGGAGGACUGUCGUUCAUUUUUUAGAGGGUGUACCAGUCGUGUUGACGUGGUCCUCGCGCCGCAGCGGCUGCGGGACGACGGCCGGCCGCCCAAAUCUCUGGUGUCCGUCAAUGAAGCUCCCUAUCUCCCCUACUGGGACACGGACUCGCCGCCACGAAGAUUAGCCCCUCAGUUCCGGAGUGCGGGUGUGGGCUACAUCCGAUUAGGGGACGACAUGUCGCGCAACGGCCUCAGCUUCAUCUCCUGCGACGCGGCUAGCUUUUUACUGGACGCGGGCCACGCUCCCAGCGCGUCAUCAACGGGACGGCGCCGGUUGGAGGUCGCCGCGCCCGUGGAUCCUUCACCAUUGGCGCGGACGCGGAAGGGCGCGCCGGCGGUGCACCAGUGGUGACGGUCUCGUCUUUAUUAAGUAGGGUUCGAAAACUGACCAUUACGCGCUCCCCUCCGGCGACGGCGUCUCGCGGGCGCGGAGAAGCGCCUCACCGGCACGGACCGCUUCUCGCAAGCGUCGCGCGGUAUCCUCCAUCCCCCCCACGUCCGGAUGCGCGCUCCCGAGCACGCGCAGCGCGGUCGG
Molecule: messenger RNA, 1833 nt
Organism: Pelagomonas calceolata
Lineage: Eukaryota; Pelagophyceae; Pelagomonadales; Pelagomonadaceae
Source: the annotation of a GenBank genome assembly